CAAAAUGGCGGAGGGGAGAGCUGGGUCGGUACGACGAUGAGCUGGGCUUGAAAACUGUAUCUUAUAAUUCAAGAAGUACUAUAAUGCAAUUCCUUGUGAACCUAAGCCUGCACACUUUGUAAGAGGACACACGUCGUGUUUUCCCCCCAGUGAUCUCCAGUGCGUGGGGAUGGGUGAUGAUGGACAGCAGAAGUCCUCGCGUGGUGGACUACUUCGUGGUGGCGGGGCUGAUGGACUCGUCCAAGCCGCUGGACGAGGAGAUCCACUUCGACGACGCCUGCCACCAGACGGCCAGGCCCAAGGCGCCCGUCACUGACGUGGCCGUGGUGAUGCGCUCGCUCGGGGAGCAGGUGCCCGCCGGGUACGCCUGCGUGGAGGCCACGCCCUCCGGCCUCUCCGCCGACCUGAACGGGGGCAGCCUCAUGGGACCCCAGACCUACCUGUGUUACAGGAGGGGGCGGGACAAGCCCCCGCUCACUGACCUGGGGGUGCUCUAUGAGUGGAAGGAGCGGCUGAAGCCGGGCUGUGACAUCAUUCAGACCACGCCUUGCGGUCGCCCGGCCAACAUCAGCGGCUCCUCCUCCCAGCGCAUCUACAUCACCUAUCGCCGCGCCCCCAGCAGCCCCUCCCACGCCUUGCUGGCCGUCACGGACAUCUGCGUCAUCAUCCCCGGCAAGGGCGAGGCUCCGCCCCACACCUUCUGCAGGGUGGAGAAGAACCUCAACAGCAGCAUGUGGGGUUCGUCCAUCUACCUCUGCUACAAGAAGUCUGUGGCCAAAACCAACACAAUAGCAUACAAGGCUGGGCUGAUGUGCAGAUACCCGGAGCAGGACUACGAGUCCUUCCCCCUGCCCGAGUCUGUGCCUCUCUUCUGCCUCCCCAUGGGGGCCACCAUCGAGUGCUGGCCCCCCCACACCAAAUACUCCCUCCCUGUCUUCUCCACCUUCGUCCUGACGGGUGCUUCUGGGGAAAAGGUGUAUGGAGCCGCCAUCCAGUUCUAUGAGCCCCACCCCCAGGAGCAUCUCACGGAGAAACAGCGCCUCCUCCUGGGCCUGGUCGACGGGGAGCGCGGAACCGGCGGCCCCAGAACCGUCCACGCCCUCAAGUGCAUCUGCCUCCUCUCUCACUGGCCCUUCUUCGACGCCUUCCGGAAGUUUCUCACCUUCCUCUACCGAUACUCCAUCUCCGGCCCCCAUGCGCUGCCCAUUGAGAAGCACGUGACCCACUUCAUGCACAGGGUGCCCUUCCCCUCCUCCCAGAGGCCUCGCAUCCUGGUGCAGCUUUCUCCUCAUGACAGCCUGAUGCUGAGCCAGCCGGUGUCCUCUCCCCUGCCCCUCAGCGGCGGGCGGUUCUCCGCUCUCCUGCAGAACCUGGGCCCGGAGAACGCCGUCACGCUGCUGGUGUUCGCCGUCACCGAGCACAAGAUCCUGGUGCACUCGCUGCGCCCCGCGGCCCUGACCAGCGUCACCGAGGCCCUGGUGUCGAUGAUCUUCCCUUUCCACUGGCAGUGCCCCUACAUCCCGCUGUGCCCGUUGGCACUCGCAGACGUGCUCAGUGCCCCCUGUCCGUUCAUUGUGGGCGUUGACUCCCGCUACUUUGACCUCUACGACCCCCCGCCAGACGUUAGCUGUGUGGACCUGGACACGAACACCAUCUCCCACAAUGAAGAUAAGAAGGCCCUGACCUGGAGGAUCCUCCCGAAGAAGGCCUGCAAAACCCUGAUGGGCGUCCUGAGCGACCUCCACCAGCAGCUCACCGACGGCCAGCAGAGGCCCCGGGAGGACGGCCUGCUGGAGCCGUCGCUGAGCGAGCAGGACUUCGGCGGGAAGAGCCUGCAGACGCUGGAGCUGGAGAUCCAGGAGGCCUUCCUGCGCUUCAUGGCCGCCGUGCUGAGGGGCUACCGCUCCUUCCUGCGGCCCAUCACCCAGGCGCCCUCCGAGAAGGCCACCGACGCCAGCUCCCUGUUCGACCUGCAAGGGUUUCUGAGGAGCCGGGACCGUUCGCAGCAGAAGUUCUACUCCCUCGUGACCAAGACCCAGAUGUUCAUCCGCUUCAUCGAGGAGUGCUCCUUCGUCAGCGACAAGGACGCCAGCCUGGCCUUCUUCGACGACUGCGUGGAGAAGCUGUUUGGCACUGAGAGCGGUGCGGACAAAGGAGGAAAGGCGGACAGUGAGCGGUCGGAGGAGGCCAGGCUGAUCGAGCUGGACGAGUCCCAUCGCAGCGAGCACACGGUCUUCAUCACCCCCCCGGAGCUGCCCCCGCUCCCUGACGGAGAGGAGUACCCGCUGUGCUACAGCUACAGUGGUUUCCCCGUGUUAAACCCUGAGCUGUUGGACCCCCCCGAAGGACUGCGCACCCCCGCCUCUCACCUGGCCUCCCGCCAUAGCUGCCCCACCAGCCCCGCCCCCAUGUUCCGCCGCACCAAGCAGGAGAUAAAGUCGGCGCACAAGGCGGCCAAGAAGUCGUCGUCCGUCCCCCAGCUGUGGGCCAAGUGCCUGCUGCGGCACUGCUACGGCCUGUGGUUCAUCUGCCUGCCCGCCUACGUGGCGGUGUGCCACUCCAAGGUGCGGGCGCUGCGCACCGCCUACGACGUGCUGCGGAGGAUGCAGGCCAAGAAGCUGCAGGCCCCCGACGAGGUGUGUUACCGGGUCCUGAUGCAGCUGUGCGGGCAGUACGGCCAGCCGGUCCUCGCGGUGAGGGUCCUGUUCGAGAUGAAGAAGGCCGGGGUGCACCCCAACGCCAUCACCUACGGGUACUACAACAAGGCUGUGUUAGAGAGCACCUGGCCCUCCACCACCAGGGGAGGCUACUUCCUGUGGAUGAAGCUGCGGAAUGUGGUCCUGGGCGUGGCCCAGUUCAGACAGGCGCUGAAGCGGCACCAAGCCAAUGCGGCGCAGACCCCUCAGUCAGACGGCAGCGAUCUGGACGGCGGGAGCCACGGCAGCACGGACGGGUCUAACGACGCUCACCCCGGCGACCGCGCCCCCUUCGGCUCCAGCUCAGUCAAAGUAGACCCCGCUGACGAUAGGUCUAGCACAGCCUGCUGUGGGCGUGGCCGCCCGGGCUCGGGAACAUGGCCGCCGCCCUCGCGCCGGCACUGGGCGUGUCCUGAGCACGGAGAACGCUCUCUCCUCUCAGGGGGACAGUCAGAUCUGGGUUAUAACUCCAUGUCCAAAGAGGACGUGCGCAGGGGUGCCUGUGGAGCGCAGGACAGCGCCCCCAACAGGGGGGAGUUCAAGAAAGAGAGCGACUCCAGCUCUCUAUCAGAGACUGAGAGCGCAAAAGGCAGUGGGGACUGCCUGCCUCAACUGGACUUCCCUGAAGUCAGUGACGUGUUCCAGUCCCACGCGGUUAUCGUCCGGAGCAACCGUCCCUACGGCAACCAGGCCAGUGGGUCUGAUGAUGCCAGGGCAGACCAUGUGGCCGGGCUCCUCUUCUCCUCCUCAUUGGAGGAGAUCGGGACGGUACAGGGCGGCAGUUUGCACAGGCAGAGGAGCGGCGCGCAGGAGGGGCGGGGCGCGUCGGACUGGCUGGGGGUCAGAGGUCGCAGCCUGAGCGUGGACCCGGCCGGGGGGCUGGGGGUCCUCGGCCUCGGCAUGACCCAGGCCGAAACGGACCCCGCCCGCGUCGCCGAGAGCCUGGGCGACGACGCCCAGAUCCUCUCCGGAACGUUCUGGAAGGCCCGGCGGCCGGACUCCCUGGCAGUGGGAGGAGGAGAGGGGGCGGCCCGGUCCCGCGCCCGGGACACCGACGCCGCGCGCGAGCGUCGCCGCGACGACCAGCGGGGCGGGCAGGACUCCAGCGACGAGGACAAGGCGGACACUAUCUUCGCCCUGGAGGACCUGGACCUGGACGGGGAGGCGGGAGGCGAGAGCGAGGGCGGGGCUAAGAGGACGGCGGGGGGCGGGGCCAGGAGCGCGGAUGCGGGCGGGGCGGGGCGGGCCGCGGUGCGGGCCGGCUCCGACCCGCUCUCCCUCCUGGCGGCGGAGACGGAGCGGGAGGAGGAGGAGGAGGAGGAGGGGGAGGAGCCGGACGGCGAGGGGGUCCUGACUCCGCGGCGCCACCUGGCGGAGGAGAUCGAGAUGUACAUGAACCACCUGGGCAGCCCUCUCAGCAGCCGAACGCCCAGCAUGGACCUGCAGGACCCCUCCGGCCCCCGAUUGCUCCCCGCGCCCCCCACCUGCUGCCUGCCGCCCCAGAGCUCCCCCCGCCCCGCCGGGGUCCCCCGCUCGCCCGCCUACCGCGGCCACGCCCGCCAGCGCCCCUGCUCCUCCCCGGCCCCGCCGGACUCGCCCGUCCCCUCGCCCUCCUCUUCCUCCUUCGCCCUGGACACCCUGCUCACCCCCACACUGGACGUCUUCAAGAGCAGCGUCUUCUCGGCGGGGAAGGGCGUGGCCGAGAAGGCCAGCCGCUGGUACUCGCGCUUCGCCACCUACGCCUCGCCCACCAAGGACGCGAGCUACGAUCGGAGAAGCGUGGACGACCCAGACUGCUCCUCUCUGCUGGGCGAGGAGUCCAGCCCCGACCCCGGGGACCCCACCUCCCCCCAGCGGAACGGGCCCCGCGGGAGCCCCCGUCUGACUCGCGCAGGGAGCCCCGCCCCGGGCCACUCCCCCAGCCACACGCCGCGCCCCGGAUCCGCCCGUCAGCCCUACCCUCCAGGCUGCACGCUGUCGCCGUCCAGCUUCACCCUGCCGGACCGGUCCGAGCUGGGCUCCUCCCCCCACACCAGCAGCACCAGCAUCUUCAACAGCUACGCAAUGGAGGUGCUGAUCUCCAGCUGCUCUCGCUGUAAGACCUGCGAGUGCCUGGUGUACGACGAGGAGAUCAUGGCCGGCUGGACGGCCGACGACUCCAACCUCAACACCACCUGCCCCUUCUGCGCCAACCCCUUCCUGCCCUUCCUCAACGUGGAGAUCCGCGACCUGCGCGGGCCCGGGAGGCUCUUCCUGAAGAGCAGCCCUUCAGCAGAGGAGGCCCUGUCCUCUUCUUUCUCCGUGUCCACGGGGCUGGGCACGGGUACGUCCACGCUGUCCACCCCCGGUCCCCCCACGGUGAUGUCUCCGCCCUCCCCCAGAAUCACCCUGCAGGAGUGUCCCGUGGGCGACAGCAGCAGUUACGCCCCAGCGCGCUGCAUUGAUAUCCCCAUGGAGCGUCGGCAGGGGGCCCUGUCCCCCGGGUCCCACAUGGUCCGCAGCGUCAGCGCCUUCGGGCCCCUGGAGGAGCCCCUCCGUGCCGGGCUCCCAGCCGUCCCCACCGGCAGCCUGCCCAGCCGGCUGAACGAGGCCGUGGACCUGCUGAACCUGGACUGGCGCCUGCACGACCCGGAGCCGGUGACGGUGCCCUACCUGAGCCCGCUGGUGCUGUGGAAGGAGCUGGAGAGCCUGCUGGAGAACGAGGGCGACCAGGCCAUCGGCGCCCGCGGCAUCGUCGACCACCACCCCAUCGUCUUCUGGAACCUGGUCUGGUACUUCCGCCGGCUGGACCUGCCCAGCAGCCUGCCGGGCCUGGUGCUCACCUCCGACCACUGCAACCGCGGCUCCCAGAUCCCUCGCCACUGGAUGUCUGAGGACAGUAAGCACGUGCUGAUCCAAAUUCUGUGGGACAACCUGAAGCUGCACCAGGACCCGGUGCAGCCCUUCUACAUCCUGUGGAACACGUACAGUCUGAACUACCCAAUAACGCGGCCAGUGCGGGCAGAGGAGGCGGCCUUUGGGGAGGAGCUUCUGCAGGGCGUGGUCAGGAGCAUCCAGAAGAACGAUGUGUACCGCCCCAUGAGCCAGAUACUACAGCUUCUGGCACAGACACUGGGAAUCAGGAGGCAAAGGAGUUUGUACAGGGACAUCCUCUUCCUGUCCUUAGUGGCGCUGGGCAAAGAUAACAUUGACAUCGAUGCUUUUGACCGCGAGUACAGGCUGGCGUAUGACCGCCUGACCCCCAGCCAGGUCAAGCUCACGCGUAACUGUGACCGCCCGCCCAGCGCCGGGGUCAUGGAGUGCCGCAAGACUUUUGGGGAGCCGUACCUGUGACCCCCCCCCCUUCAUGGCCCUGUCCAUUGCUCUCUGCUCCCUGAGAAAUGACACUGCUUCUGACCACGGAAGAGUCUACAGCAUGGGGCAGGAAGUGAGGUAACACACCGAGGGAGGAGCCCGUGAGACGUGUCAGGAAGUGAGGUCACGAUGCGAAUCGCUGUCGCCGACGCUCGUGCGCUGAUGCUCAGUUGGGGUUCUCGAGGACGACCUCGCACCCCACCCACUGCCAACCCCCCCCCCCCCCCCCCCCCCCCCCCCCCCGGAGACAAGGGCCUUUACCGGAAUUUUCCAUGGAGACCCGAAGAGGUCGACGCAGAGAGCGGGGAAAAAGAGUUUCAGUGUUCGGACCGCACUGCCCGCGUCCACACGGAGUUUACACGGCAGUUAAACCAAGGGGCCUACUGGCCAAAUAUGCCUCUUUAAUAGCGGCCUGGCGUAGAUACAAAACACUUUACUAAAAAAAAGCAAAGAGAAGAAAAUAUAUACAUGGUAUUAUGCGCUACGUGGCUUUUCAAAAUCCUGCACAGACUAUGUUGUAUACGAUGCGAAAGCGAUGUACAUACAAUGUUACAAACUUUUGUAAAGCUCCAUUUGUAUUAUACGCUCAUGUACCGAGACUAAUGUUGGCGAUAUUUUUGCUUAAAUAGGAUUCUAUUUAUACAGAUUUUCCAUUAUUUAUUUUGGUAUGUCAAGCUGUCUCCUGUUCCAGAGGAUUCUUUCCCCACAGAUCGCCCGUAGGGAGCGUCUUUUUCAGACAGCCACAUCCGUGACGUUCACAGAGCUGAUGUUCGGAGGCCUGUGUUGCAGAACUCAGCCACAGUCGAAAUUGUGGACUCUCACUCUGACCUUAUACACCACAUUUCUCAAAGGGAAUUCCCCUCAUCAGUUGUGACAUAAAGACCCUCGAGGCAUCAUCCCAGUGUUGUCUGGAGAUCUGUCUUUUGAUUGGCCUUCUCUGACCAGCUUCGUUUAACAUUAGACCUGGGAUCGUAAUGAAAUCAUUGCUGCACGUUGCAUAGAAAACACCUGAGCUGGUCACGCAUUCGCUGGCCGUAUGAAUUUUACUCUGAAACGCACAUGCCCCUCAGAUAGGACCAUAUGCACACUAUAUUUCCAUUAGUGGUUUAGAUUCUACGUAUGUUUAUUGUGUGUUAAAUUGAUCAAAGUCAUUAUAUGUGUUCCGCAUAGCACCAGCAUAUUUACAGGUACAUUUACAAAAUGGGCCUGACUCAAGAAAUUGGUCUUUAUAGCCUACAGCUCAUGAUUGACACUGAACCUCAGUGUUAAUUUGUAUAUUUAUUUGUAUGAGUAUAUACGUCUACAUCAUUUGACCGGUACUCUUGUUUGGGGGACUUCAGAAUGGAAGAACUUGUUUGGGGGACUUCAGAAUUCGCAUGCACGUAUUAGCAGGUAAAAAACUAAAAAUAUCUCCUGUCUCAACAGACACGGGCAGUUAGUGGAGACAGUAGGGGAAGUGCAAUCAGGGUAGGGUUAUGGUUAGAGAAGUUUUCAGGGUAGUGCAGGGUAGGUCUGGAGAGAUGGGUCUUCAGUCCAUAGCAGAAGAUUGCGGGAGACUGUUCUGGCAGCAGUGGGGAGGUCUAAGACAGAACAGAGUGCAGACCAUGAGUAACUGGUGGAUCAGCACAAAGGUGGGGUUGUGAAGCAGCCUGUGAUGGUAGAGACAGGGUGUAGGGCUCGUAGGGUGCAGGGCUUUUAGAGUGUAGGGCGUAGGGCUUGUCGGGUUUAGGACUUGUAGUGUGUAGUGCUUGCAGAGUGUAGGGCUUGUAGGGGGUAGGGCUUGUGGAGAGUAGGGCUUGUAGUGUGUAGGGCUUGUAGAGAGUAGGGCUUGUAGUGUGUAGUGCUUGCGGAGUGUAGGGUUUGUAGUGUGUAAGGCUCGUAGGGUGUAGGGCAUCCUUCCUGGACGUAGGAAGGGACAGAUCUGUUUGUAGCCCUGUAGGUCUGCACUUGUCUUGGGUCUGAUGAGAGCUGCAACAGGGAGUCAGUGGAGUCCAAGCAGUAGAGCUGUCAUUUGAACACCAGGGGAGGGUAAACACCAGUCAAACUGAAGCAUUUGGGAUGGUACUUAUACCCAGUAAUAAAAAUAAACACGCACACACAUACAGUGAGUGUGAGAUUAUUAAGUCUCCUUCAACCUAUACAUACACAGCUGACACAGCUGCUAUAGAUUAAGUGUAGGUAGGUAGGUAAUCCACAGUUUAGGUAAUCCACUGAUAAGUCGAAGUGAUGUAAUGGGUCUAAGAGCCAAUCACAUCACUCGUCCCACAUUGGCAAGGGGAGCCCACAGAUGUGGGGUAAAUUUUCCUGGUCCUUAAUGUGACUUGAAGUUCGGACAUUCACAAUCGAACAGACAAUACCUUCCCAUGAAAUUGUGUUCAAAUAAGCUUAGCUUGUUUAAAUGUGUUUUUAACAUAUGCCGUUCAAAACUAUAAUUUUCUGUUUUUAUUGCGUUGCGUUCCUUUGUUUUAUCGGAGGAAACACUUUUGCACACGUACAUGUGCAGCGUGUAAAUUUAUAAAACCAAAAAAUGCACAAUCCAAAAAUGUACAGUAAAUGGUGUGACGUGAGUAUUUGCAACUGGACCGAUGGUCAGUAAUUAUUCUGAACUGUGCAGAAUACAGAAUGCACUCAAACAUUCAUUUUGUAGCUUGAUGACGUGUUGUAGAAGAGUUUACUGUAUGUCAGUUUACUGUAUGUGAGUGUAGGUUAUAUUGAAGUCCUAUGUCAUACUGCUCCAUGCUAUGAGAAACACCCCUUAGAGGUCACAAGGCUUGAAGCAGGCCUUUUCCGUCCUAAGAACAGAAAUCCACAGAACCAAACACCACAAGCCCUCCCAACUAUCUGGACAGUAAGCCUCAGAUUCUUAACACUGAAGCUGAAAUAUUCUGAUUUGCGUCCUUUAUAAUCAGAAACGAACAGGGCAGAUUGAUGGGCUGCAGUGACUCUUUUUGCCAGGGCUGAUGUUAACGAUAGCUUUGAAGCGACCAAUGACAUGCCUCCGUCCCCUAACCCCGCCCCCGUGUCCGAACAGUGCCAAAGCUACAAACUAAGAACUGAGAACUAAGGGGGAAAAAUUUGAAUGGAAGGAGAAAAUUUUUUGGAAAACAAUGUAGUUGGUCAAAAACAUGAUGGCUUGAAAACAUUAACUGAAUGCUUUCACAUUUUGAAUCUUUCAUUUACAGUGAAGUUUUUUUAUUCUUUCAUCUUAACACCUUUUUUUUUUUUUGCUUGUUUUGAAAUAUUACACCAAAAAACCAGCAAAAUUAAAAACUUGAUCUUGGGGAAAGCAUCUGUUUGGAAAAGAAAGCUACAUCUAAACUCAUGAAGAUUUGAGUUUAUUUGCAGCACAUUAGACUGUUUCUGCCAUUAUCCAGUUUUGUUUCUGUGAAAAUGUAGUUUAACAUUUUUGGGACAUGCCUCAGUAUUGACAAUCCCUUGUAUGUUGCAUAUUCAGAGUGAAGCUCACCUGAUAUCCCAGUGAAUGAGUGAUGUCACAGAGUGCUUGUGUAAUGGCCGGCAGAGGGCCACUCUUGAGAGUUGUCCAAUGACAGCUGGUCAAAUGGUUGAUGGACAGCGGAGGUCACCCAACCACGACCUCUCUGUAGUACUAUGCAAUUGCAGUUGUCCAAGAGGUAUCGCCAAUUGAAUGUGAAGUGUUUGUUAAUAUCUUUGAAACUUGAAGCCUUUUUUCCGACCCACUUGGAAAGAUAGCAUUGUCUAUGGACCCAGUCUACUGAGAGGUGUUCUUAGCCUUUCAGUCUAUAUAUAUCAAAAACAAACAAAAAAAAAAAAGAAAAAAAAAAGAUUGAUGUAAGAUGCGUCAGCCUGCUGCUGUUUAAAACAUCGCUGUGUUCACCGAGCUGUGCACAGACGAGUCUGGAGAACAGGCGACGAUAACAAAUCUCUGGAUCUGUAUGGUCAUCUUUUUAAACUGUAAAUAAAGUCAUUCAUACGAAGGG
Molecule: messenger RNA, 10009 nt
Organism: Anguilla anguilla (European eel)
Lineage: Eukaryota; Metazoa; Chordata; Actinopteri; Anguilliformes; Anguillidae
Product: C-myc promoter-binding protein-like
Exons: 34
Coding region: 177-6029 (1950 amino acids)
Biological process (GO): regulation of Rab protein signal transduction
Cellular component (GO): cytoplasmic vesicle
Molecular function (GO): protein binding
Source: RefSeq, a predicted model, not a curated record